This is a messenger RNA of Homalodisca vitripennis (glassy-winged sharpshooter), 1191 nucleotides long. RefSeq names its product peptidyl-prolyl cis-trans isomerase-like. Gene Ontology annotation, biological process: protein peptidyl-prolyl isomerization. The coding region runs from base 95 to 817 and encodes 240 amino acids. The transcript is spliced from 6 exons. Gene Ontology annotation, cellular component: intracellular membrane-bounded organelle. Gene Ontology annotation, molecular function: peptidyl-prolyl cis-trans isomerase activity. NCBI's taxonomy places the organism in Eukaryota, Metazoa, Arthropoda, Insecta, Hemiptera, Cicadellidae. The record is from RefSeq and is a predicted model, not a curated record.
UUAAGAUAAGGUAUCAGCUUACAUACUGAUAGGCCUACUCCUACUGCGCAUGCGUCAGUUCUGAUACUCAGUCAGCUGUCUAUCAGUUGUCGUCAUGACGCUAGCAAAGAGGUUUCUGUUGUUGCUACUUCUGCCGGCUUACGGAACUUGCUCGGAACAAUACAAGGUAACAGACCAAGUGUUCUUUGACAUCACAAUUGGUGGCCAGGAUGCUGGACGUAUUGUCAUCGGGCUCUUUGGGGACAUUGUGCCCAAAACAGUGAAGAACUUCAAAAUAUUGGCAGCAGACGGAGUAAAGGCGAGGAAAUAUGGCAACAAUACCCCCUUCCACAGAGUCAUACGCAAUUUUAUGAUUCAAGGAGGAGACGUUGAGUCAGGAAAUGGUCUCGGCACACUCAGCAUAUAUGGCAAACAUUUCAAGGAUGAGAACUUCAUCGUAAAACACACAGCCCCAGGAUUUGUGAGCAUGGCCAAUUCUGGGCCAAAUACAAAUGGAUGCCAGUUUUUCAUAAUCACACAACCAACUCCAUGGCUAGAUGGUAAACAUGUUGUCUUUGGAAGGGUUAUUGAAGGAAUGGAUAUUGUCCAUAAAAUUGAAGGUCAGAAAACAUACGAAGAUGAUCGCCCGAUCGCGAAUGUAAAUAUUGCCGCAAGUGGUUUGUUGCCUCUCAAGGAGCCAUUUUAUGUCAACGAUGACGCAAAUGACAUGACAGCAUGGGCCAAAGCCUCCAUAUUCCCUCUCACCAUGUCAUUCACCAUUCUCGCCAUAUUCCACUGGUUCUUCAAGAAACUUGAUGUUGCGACUCAAGGCACUUAGCUUAGUGUACACAACAUUUAUCAAAAACACAAUUGUUAUACCAUAAACUAUUUGUUAGUUUAUGAUCAAAAUUCAAUUGCGCUAUUCCUCAUUUUGAAACAUCCACGCAAAAUGCUUUCCAUUACUAUUUUGGUAAAUUUAUACUAAAACUAGAAUUUGAAUCGUUUUUAAAAUUCUGUCAGAAUUAGAGCUUAUACAGUAGACAAAGAAACUUUUUUUUAGUAAUCACCAUAUCAUCCAGUUAAAUAAGGUUUGAGGAAUACAGAGAAAAAUGGUUACUAAUAGAUCAUUCAAAAUUUUCUUCCUAAAGACCAUACGCCUAUGUAGGAUAAUUAUUGUUUUAUAUAUAUAUUUAUCAGAGACUACAUCCCUAG